Molecule: messenger RNA, 1821 nt
Organism: Arabidopsis thaliana (thale cress)
Lineage: Eukaryota; Viridiplantae; Streptophyta; Magnoliopsida; Brassicales; Brassicaceae
Product: Galactose oxidase/kelch repeat superfamily protein
Exons: 1
Coding region: 551-1609 (352 amino acids)
Biological process (GO): protein ubiquitination
Source: RefSeq, marked reviewed
GCAAAAUCACAAGCUAACUUGUUUCUCCCGAGAGAUAUCUAUCAUCACAAUCUCCUUCCUUCGUGUUCAUCAAUCUCCCGCCGCGCUUCAGGUAAAAUUACCUCCAAAUCUGUUGUUGGUUUAUUAUGCUAAUCUAAUCUAAUUCUUAGCGUGCGACUUCUUCUUCUUCUUUGUGUUCCCUUUGAUUUGUCUCUCUUUCGUAAUCGUCGCCGGUGUCUCAGUUUCCGCUUUUGCUUUGCAUUGGAUUCGAUUAAAUGCUUUCGUCGGAGCCCAAUCUUGAUUCUCUCUCUCGCCUCAAGUUUUUAGGGUUUCUUUAAAUCCAAUUUCAUCGAUUAUUUGCUGUGUGAUGCGGCGGUGUCUUUUGAAAUCGAUUAUAAUGCUGUGUGAUGCAGCUUCGAGAGAAGAAUUUAUUAGGUCUUACGGUGAAAUAAGUUACUUCACCCAAAAUCUUCACUUUACACGCUUCUCAGCUUUUUUGGUCAAUUUUGGCAUAUUUGUAUUCAAAGAUUGGGCAUUUGCAAUUGCUUGUAUCUGAUGAUCAAUCUCAUAAAUGUGUUACAGACAAGAAACAAUGUCUGGGCUGCUGGAUGGAAUCCCCGAAGCAGUGGCUCUGAGAUGCCUGGCUCAUGUGCCUUUACACCUUCAUCCCAAUUUAGAACUCGUCUCUCGCUCCUGGCGAGCUGCUAUCCGCAGUCAUGAGCUCUUCAGAGUCCGUAAAGAGCUCCGAUCUUCUGAGCAUCUCCUCUGCGUCUGUGCUUUCGAUCCUGAGAACAUCUGGCAAGUCUACAGUCCCAACUGUGAUCGCUGGCUCACCCUCCCUCUCCUUCCUUCUCGUAUCCGCCACCUUGCCCAUUUCGGUGCUGUCACUACUGCCGGCAUGCUCUUUGUCUUAGGCGGUGGCAGCGACGCUGUCAGCCCUGUUACCGGGGAUCACGACGGUACCUUUGCUACUGACCAGGUCUGGUCUUACGACUUUGUACAGAGACAGUGGACUCCUCGCGCUUCAAUGCUCGUGCCUCGUGCUAUGUUCGCCUGCUGCGUUCUUCAAGGGAAGAUUGUUGUUGCUGGCGGAUUCACCACUUGCAGGAAAUCCAUAUCUGGAGCGGAGAUGUAUGAUCCUGAGAAUGACGUCUGGACAUCCAUCCCAGAUCUCCACCAGACUCAUAACUCUGCCUGCUCGGGUCUAGUGGUAAACGGGAAAGUCCACGUCUUGCACAAAGGCUUGUCCACGGUGCAGGUUCUUGAGAGCGUUAAACUCGGGUGGGAUGUCAAAGACUAUGGCUGGCCGCAAGGUCCAAUGGUGGUCGUUGAGGACGUGCUUUACGUGAUGAGCCAUGGGCUGGUGUUCAAGCAAGAAGGUGACACGUGGAAGAUGGUUGCAUCGGCCUCAGAGUUUAAGCGGAGGAUCGGAAUGGCGAUGACGAGUUUGAGUGAUGAGGUUUUGAUCGUAGGAGGAGUGAUCGGACCUGAUAGGCUCAAUUGGGACAUCAAGCCCUUGUCAGAUGUCGACGCUUUGACAGUUGGGAAUGAUCGUCCGGCCUGGAGGAGUGUGGCGCCGAUGACAAGGUGUCGUGGGACGAUCCUUGGCUGCACGCAGUUGACAAUCUGAUGGAUGGGAAUGUGGCUUCAUUAUGACGUCUUUCAGUUCUUUUUUGUUUUGUAUUUUCUUCCUGUUUGUUAACUGUUGUGAGCAUUAUUGUUUUUAAAUCUUCUUUGAGAAAUGAAAAUAAACGAAUAGCAGCUAUGUCUUGAGAAAAUGUCAUCAAAGCCUGGUUAUUGUCUAUAAACGAAUAGCAGAUUUAUGUCUUGAGAAAAUAUCAU